UCAGAGAUCCCAGUCUGACUUCUCGACCGCUAAAUCUGUUCUUCCCGUCCAAAGACCUCAAACAAUGAAACUGUUUCUGCACUUUAUUCUGGUGACAGUCGCACCGGCCAUUGCCUACCGCAGUCCACUGAAUGACUUCCAGCGCUCUGAGGGCAGAGAGCUCGUCCCCACCUCCUGGAACUCAGCUCAGAUGUUGCUGUUAGCGGUCCUGAACCUGGAGGACUGCGCCACUCGCUGCUCACAGUCUCUGGACUGCAGAGCGUUCAACUACGAGACCCGUCCGACCGUCUCCUGUAAACAUCUGCCCUGGGUGGGGGAUGGGAGCAACGCUGAGGUGAAGAGGAACGUAAACUGUGACCUCUACGAGAAGAAAGUCUAUGUCAGAAAGUGCAUCGUGGGUAAAGGAGAAGACUACAGAGGGAAAGUCUUCACCACGAGAGGUGGGCUCAAAUGCCAACAGUGGUGGUCCAAGUUCCCUCACGAUCACAGGUGGACUCCCACAGCUACCAACGGUCUGGAGCUGGCCUAUUGCAGGAAUCCAGACGGGGAUCGGAUCGGCCCGUGGUGCUACACCACCGACCCUGAGCGCCGCUAUGAGAGCUGCAACAUCCCCCAGUGUAAAGAUGAGGUAUGUAUCACAUGUAACGGAGAGGACUACAGAGGACAGGUGGAUCACACUGUGAGCGGCAAAGAGUGCCAGAGAUGGGACCAGCAGUACCCGCACCAACACAUCUACCAGCCUGAAAAAUAUCCAGAUAAGAGUUUAGAUGACAACUACUGCCGUAACCCGGACGCCUCCCCCGUGCCGUGGUGCUACACCACCGACACCGAGACGGAGCGGGAGAACUGUGAGAUCAGCAAGUGCACUGAGGUGCGGGUAGAUAAGCGCCCACGCUCCAGCUCCACAACAAACUGUUUCCGUGGACGUGGGGAAGAUUACCGUGGCAGAGUGAACGAGACGACCUCAGGGAUCCCCUGCCAGCGGUGGGAUGCCCAGCAACCUCAUGAGCAUCCCUUCUACCCCAACACCUACGAAUGCAAGGGUUUGGAGGAGAACUACUGUCGUAACCCAGAUGGGUCGGAGGCUCCCUGGUGCUUCACAUCUGUGCCUGAGAUGAGGACUGCUCUCUGCCUACAGAUCAAACGCUGCGCAGACGACAUAGAGGCUGAAGAUUGCUACCAUGGAAAUGGAAAAAACUACAGAGGCAUGGUCCGCAAAACUCGUAAGGGGAUCACCUGCCAGAAAUGGAACAUCAACACACCUCAUCGGACAAAGAUUAACCAAAGCACGCAUCCCGAGGCCAACCUGACGGAGAACUACUGUCGUAACCCCGAUGGGGACCAGCACGGACCGUGGUGCUAUACCACCGACCCCAAAACUGAGUUUGACUACUGUGCCAUCAAACAUUGUGCUGGGGAGAAAGUGUCCAUGACUGAACCAGUAGAGAAAGUGGAGUUCAGUGAGUGUGGAAAGAGAGAUGACCGCGCGAAGAUGUCGAGGCUGCGCAUUGUGAAUGGGAUUCCUGGGAACUCUCCAUGGACAGUGAGCCUGAGGGACAGGAAAGGAAACCAUUUCUGUGGAGGAUCCCUGGUUAACCCCAGAUGGGUGAUCAGCACCAAGCAGUGUUUCUCCUCCUGCUACGUGGACCUGCCCGGGUACUCUGCUAGGAUGGGAACUCUGUAUCGUGAUCCACAAGCAGAAGAGCCCGGCAUGCAAACCAUCCCGCUGACAAAGAUCGUCUGCGGACCCUCUGAGUCUCAGCUGGUCAUGCUACAACUGGAAUAUCCGGCCCAGAUUAAUGAGCGUAUCUCUCAGAUCUGCCUCCCUCCUGAGCGCUACAUUGUAGCUGAGGGGACGCCAUGUGAGAUCGCAGGAUGGGGUGAGACGAGAGGGACUGGAGAUGAGACUGUCCUCAACGUGGCCAACAUACCAGUUCUGAGUAACAAGGAAUGCAACAAAUACUUCAGAGGUCGCGUUCGUGAGAACGAGAUGUGCUCAAGCUCUUUCCAGGGCGGGGUGGGCGCCUGCGAGCGAGACUACGGCGGACCUCUGGCGUGUCAGAACAGUGACUGCUGGGUACUGGAGGGUGUGAUCAUCCCCAUGAGGCGCUGCGGACACCCAGGGCAGCCCAACAUCUUCAUCCGAGUGUCUGUCUACGUGGACUGGAUCAAGAAGGUCAUGGAGAUGGCUUAGAGACAGAGACUGCCGUUUAACAGGAACUAAUCAAAUCAACUGGCAAAUACCAAACAGACCAGUUAGUCACUUUACCACGUCAAAACAAUCCUUUCAGCUGUCUCUUUUAUAUAAAGAAAUGUUAAUUAUACAAUAAGACUCAUAGUCAGAUUUUAUUUUACGAUUAAUACAAUUACUACAUGAUAGAGACUAUGUGAAAUUAUAUUUAGUCUAUACCUCUGCCAGAUUAACCUACCAAAAUCAUUUAUGUUUCCAAAACAUAAUUACAUAUGCUGAGAUACAAAAAAAUGCAGAGAAUCAUAACAUUUACAUUUAUUACAAAUCUUCACAUUACAUGAGGUCCUUCUGUUUGUAUAUUGCAUUUAACUAUAUUUCAGUUGUAAGCAGCAUUUGGCAACAAUGAUAACCUCUCCUAUAAUUGUAUAUUAUUACAAUGUUGUUUUAAAAACCUUUUCAUUCAUUAUGUGUCCCUACAGCAGGCCCCACUUAAGAGUGCCCACAAGAAGAGUUAUAGUUUGUUCACAAACACAUAAUUAAACACUGCUUACAGCUACUUUAUAGUGCACUGAAAUUAAUGUCAAUUUUACUAAUUGUAGCCCCUCCGGUUCAGAGCAGAAUAACUGAGAGUAAGUAACUCCUAACUAACAUCCCCUGGAAAUGCACCCUUCACCACAAAACUGUCUGCCUCCCCUCCUCUCAGUGGCAGUGAAUGGAGCUCCGAAAUACCUCCUUUGCCCCCAGCCUCUAAAGAAAUCCCUACUCUGCCUGUCUUUUGAUGCCUGCCCCCACCUCUAAAGACAUGCCUUUGUGCCUUAUGCAGAACUGUAUGCGCUGCACAUUCUUUCUAGUUCUAUAGGAGGAUUUUUGUAACCCGGUCCUGAUGAGCCCACGGAAUUCAGCUUAAAUAAACCUCAAGAUCAGAGUCCGACCGAAUCUCAGACACACCAGCCUACAGAGGGCCACUGAACUCACACAACUCCUCACUCAUACAAACCCUCCCCCCUCGAUCUGUCUUGUACAUUUUCACACCAACAUUGUUUAAUCCAAAGAUACUGACAUUUUAUCUUUUGCAGAACUAAUAGCAGUAUAGAGUAGAAGAUGUUCCCUUUCACUAAAAACGGACAAUUAUCAUCCUGCUGGACACAGCAUCUGGAAAUGGCGGGUUGACAGUUAUGAUUUCAGCGUCAUUCUGGUGCUUUCAUUUAGUAAUAAUUAUAGUGGAUGACUAAUCAAAUUCAUAUAUGACUACCAGUUCUCACCAACUGUUAAAGCUUAAUGCUUCUGGGAAACCUGAAUACAU
Messenger RNA from Notothenia coriiceps (black rockcod), 3494 nucleotides. It is a transcript of the gene mst1, whose product is annotated as macrophage stimulating 1. Gene Ontology annotation, molecular function: serine-type endopeptidase activity; signaling receptor binding. Lineage: Eukaryota; Metazoa; Chordata; Actinopteri; Perciformes; Nototheniidae. Gene Ontology annotation, biological process: proteolysis. The transcript is spliced from 18 exons. The record is from RefSeq and is a predicted model, not a curated record. Bases 65 to 2194 code for a protein of 709 amino acids.